CCCUUCAAAACCCCACCACCACAUUUCGCUGAAGAACUUCUAGAGGUCGAAGAUGGCUAGAUGGGAUGAAAUUCUCUCUCUGCCAGUGCAGAAUCCGCCAACGUUGGAAUUUUCGUCAACUGAUCUAGUGUGGUCCAAGGUGGAAGGUUGGCGUGAUAAUAUAGAUAGACUUGCUCUGAUCCCAUUUGCGCGGGUGGAUGAUUUUGUUAGAGGGGAAUCAAACAAUAAAGAGUGUCCAACAAGAUUCCAUGUUGAGGCAAGGAGGAGACGAACACCCAAGACACCUUACAAACCAAAAGUUGAUGGAAUUCUUGAAUAUAUCUUGUACUGGUGCUCCUUUGGUCCAGAUGAUCAUAGAAAAGGUGGUAUUGUACGCCCUAGUAGGACUACGUAUGUGCCCAAAAAUAAAUCCGCUGGUAGACCAAAUACAAAGAGGGGUUGUACCUGCCACUUUAUUGUUAAACGUUUAAUCGCAGAGCCAUCAGUGGCACUUAUUAUAUAUAAUCAAGAUAAGCACGUGGAUAAGAAAGGGUUGCCAUGCCAUGGUCCACGCCGCCUCCGUGUCUUGUCUCUCCUUCAUGUUGGGGUAUCUGUGGAAACCAUCAUGCAGAGACACAAUGAAUCAGUGGAGAAACAAGGAGGUCCAUGUAAUCGGGAUGACCUUUUGACCCACAGAUAUGUUCGUCGACAGGAGAGGAGUAUUCGACGAUCUUCUUACGAGCUUGAUGAAGAUGAUGCAGUCAGCAUUAGCAUGUGGGUUGAGAGCCACCAAAAUAACAUUUUCUUUUAUGAAGAUUUUUCGGAUUCUGACCCUUUAAUCCUGGGAAUUCAAACAGAGUGGCAGUUGCAACAAAUGAUUCGGUUUGGCAAUUGCCGCCUAUUGGCAUAUAAUUCGAAUUUUGGUUCAAAUAAGCUGAAGUAUCCUAUUCAUAGCCUUGUUGUGUUCAACUCAGACAACAAGGCUAUCCCAGUAGCUUGGAUAAUCACUCCUAGAUUUGCAAGCAGAGAUACACACAGAUGGAUGCGGGCCCUCUACAAUAGAGUUCGUGCAAAAGAUCCCACAUGGAAGUUAGCUGGGUUUAUUGUGGAUGAUCCUUUGUCUGAUAUCCUAGCAAUCAGGGAAGUCUUCCAAUGCUCAGUAUUGAUAUGCUUUUGGCAUGUUCGUCAUGCAUGGCAUAAAAAUCUGAUGAAGAGAUGCUCAGAGAUGGAAAUGCGUGCUGAAAUAGCAAAACAACUUGGUGAGGCAGUUAAUAAAAUCUGUAAAGGACCUGGCACUGCUAAUGCAUUUGAAGAUUUCAUGCAAAACUUUGUAGAUGCUGCAGAGUUCAUGGACUACUUCAAGGCAAUUUGGUACCCGAGAAUAGGUAUGUGGGCACGUGCCCUGAAAACUCUUCCUCUUGCCAGCCAAGAGACAUGUGCGGCAAUGGAGUUCUAUCACAACCAGUUGAAGCUUAGGUUAUUGAAUGAAAAGGACCAAAGCGUAUAUCAACGUGCUGACUGGCUUGUAAAUAAGCUAGGCGCCAAAGUACAUUCUUAUUUCUGGCUUGAUGAAUACUCAGGGAAGGAGGAUUUUGCACGAUAUUGGAAGGAUGAAUGGAUGAGUGGUCCAACAGCUUGGCGGAAAUCAUUAAGGAUCCCAGAUGCUAAUGUAGUCAUGGAGGGUAAAUGUGCUAAAGUUAUUGAACUGGAGGAUCAAGAUUCUGCUCAUUUAAUAUGGAACCCUGGUUCAGAGUACGCAAUCUGUGAUUGUAGUUGGGCGAAACUGGGGAACAUGUGUGAGCAUAUUUUCAAAAUAAUCAAAUUUUUUCGUGAUAAGGGGUCUAUUUGCCCUUCUGUGAGUAUGUUCCAGUACAGUCAGGCAUUGAUUAAUAUGCUGCAUUGCCCGCCAUUUGAUUCUUUAGUUCGUGAUCAUGCUGUUUCUUUAGCCAUUUGGGUACAGAUGCAGUUGAAUUCGCAAAUCACUCCAAAGAGCAAGGAUGAAGGAAAUACUAUGGAGCAGCAGACUGUAGAGCCGUCUGUAAGCAGCCCAUAUAGAAAUCUGGAUGAUAUUGAUCAGAGUCCUAAUAAAGCCUUAUCAUCUCAAGUUGACAAUCAAUCCAGGGUGAAACGCAAGCGUACAGGCUGUGAAGCAGGGGAUUUUGGUAAUAGUCUGAUCCAACAGCUGACCAGUGAAAAUGUCGAUCAUAAUGGAGCUCAACUUGAGAUUUCUACUCCCGACAUGGAGGUUGAUUCAUCAUCCAUCUGUACUUCGGCACCUCAAUUAUUCUCCAGAAAUGGAAAUACUUCAUUUGGUCUGUUUGUUGAGAAUGAUGCAGAUUUUAUUGAUGGUGACCUGGGUACAAGAAAGAACUUCACAUCUACUGAUGCUGAAUUAAAGGCUACAGAUGGCUUCAAAAAUCAGGAGAAAGACCAUUAUUUAACUUUGGUGGAGGUACCUGAGUCUAUUGCCGACCUUCUAUCUGCUGAUAAUUCUUUAGAUCCACUUGCAGAUACCCUUCAGACUGGAUCAACGGAAAGUGAUGCCGGUAUAAAUAUUAGUUCUACUCCAGUGGAUGUCAAUCGCAAGAUAGACUCUCCUACCACUAAUACAGGCGUUAUUGGUGGACUAACCUUGUCAGAUAGCACGCUUAAUUCCAAUUCCAAGGUUGAUAAUCCAUCUGCACCCAGAGCUGUUGUAUCAGAACCUGUUUUUUAUGAUAAAGCUAUGGAUGUAGUUGAAGAAAGUACACUGGUGGAUGUGGGAAGCAAGAAUGCCAAAACAUCCACCUUAGCUUCUAUAAAUGGCACAAGCCCAUGAGACGUCAAAUGCAAUCUUGCUGGUAAACCGUCCAUGAAGCAAGGACUUCCAGCAAAGCACAUGGACGUAUGCCAAGAAAUGGCACGAGGAUCUAUCAUUACUAUGGAUGCCAGUGAACUGAAUCCUCAAGUUUUGCCAUCCAUGAAGUUGGGAACCCAUCAGGUAAGUCCUCAGCCGGUGUGUCCUGUGCUGCUAGAAGCAGGAACCAAAUGUUGCACAUAAUGAUAUCCUGACAACAUUGGAGAGCAUAAAAUUGCUGAUGAAGAUGUUUUGAGAGAGGGAUGACUUCAAAUCAGCCUGUGCAUGGCUCCCAGCUAGAGGUGUCAAUGCUGCUGAUGCUGUUAAUAGAUAAGGUUGAUGCAUCAUGCAGGCUUCCCUCCUCUCUCUCUCUUAGGCAAACACGCUAACCCCCAAUCGUGUCCGCGUAUCUGUAAUACACAGAUAUCUUUUUGCGUGCAAUUGCUGCUACACAUGCUAUACUCAUAUAUUAUUCUAGAUAUGAGCGUUGUAAUAAUUUCAUAUGCCAACUUGUGAAUGUCUUUGGCCGGUAUUUCUCUCCAAUCUUUA
Sesamum indicum (sesame) is the source of this 3364-nucleotide messenger RNA. RefSeq lists its product as uncharacterized. The record is from RefSeq and is a predicted model, not a curated record. NCBI's taxonomy places the organism in Eukaryota, Viridiplantae, Streptophyta, Magnoliopsida, Lamiales, Pedaliaceae.